Molecule: messenger RNA, 2274 nt
Organism: Saccostrea cuccullata (small rock oyster)
Lineage: Eukaryota; Metazoa; Mollusca; Bivalvia; Ostreida; Ostreidae
Exons: 7
Coding region: 63-1619 (518 amino acids)
Molecular function (GO): zinc ion binding
Source: RefSeq, a predicted model, not a curated record
GUACUAGAGGUGGUUAGAAGAGCGCUUAAAUUCAAGCGUCUGUUAGGUAGUAAACAGAAACCAUGGAUGAAAGUUCUUCGCGUUAUUCUCGUUGGAAAGUCCCACAGAUAAAAGAGGAAUUGGUAAAAAGAGGUGCAGUAACAACUGGUCGAAAGCAGGAACUUAUAGACAGAUUGGAGGCCUAUGAUCGGAAUCAGAACUUCAAGGAAGAUCCUGUUUUAUUACCAGAGCCCCUUGAUGUCGGAUGGCCGGUUGCUGGAUUUAAACAGAUUCUCCCAGAACACCAACAUAUCAUUCCUAAAAUCACUCGAGAACAGAUAGAGGCAUAUUUUCUUUAUAGAAUAGCAGAUGACAGACAAUGCACUGGAGAUUUGAAAGCAUUGGUGAAGGGCCAAGACAUGUUUGACUCCAACAAAGUUCUGGCUUGCUCUAUAUGCAUCGAGAAUGAUAUUUACCUCACUGGAAUUGUGGGUGCAGCGAUGAAACAAAAAGUGACUUACAAUUAUAAAGUCAGGGUUUCAAGAGAGAGUGGGGACCCUCUGAACACCCACUGUGAAUGCCCAGCAGGAAGAGGGCCCCAUGGCACCUGCAAACAUCUUGCGGCUGUUUGCAUCAUGCUCGAGUAUUUUACCGAGAAUGGGACUUUAAAAAUUGCAAGAUCCUGCACCGAAAAUCUGAUGUCUUUCCAUAGACCAAAAAGUGCUUACAGUGGUUCUCCAGUAAAAGCUGAGGAUCUCCCAUCUAAAAAGAGACCGUAUGAAGACUUUUUUGAAGAUCCAAGGCCACUCAAGCACAGAAACAAUCCGUCUUACAACUCUAUGGUACAAAAUAUCAUCACCAACUACUGCAGCAUAACAUCUAAAGAUAUCUCUAUGAGGUAUCUGUAUCCAAGAGCAAAUUUUCAGGUUGUGUCCAUGAUGCAUGACUAUGGUAAUUUGCCACUUACAGAACAAAUGGUUGAUAAUGCUUUGAUGGUUGAUGAACGAAAAAUUCAGCAGAUAGAAGAAUCAACAAGAGGACAGAGCAAAAACACCAAAUGGUUUGAGGCGAGGGAGUGGAGACUGACUGCAUCACGAUUUGGAGAAGUCUGCAGAGCUACUUGUCGACGCAAUACGAAUAAAUUAUGUUGUUCUAUUUUAUGUUCAAAUAUCAAAACGAAAGCCAUUCUUCAUGGGAAAAAUUAUGAAAAAAAAGCGUUGAAAUUGUUUGAAAACAAAUUGGGUAUAAAAACUAAAGAAUGUGGGCUUUUUGUCUGUUUAGACUUUCCAUAUUUGGGAGCAUCCCCUGAUGCAGUUGUAGAUGAUUCUGCAAUUGUUGAGGUCAAAUGCUCCUACAGUGGUAAAAAUGAUAUGGUCAAACCAGGAGGUCACUUUAAAUAUCUUACGACUGAUGACAAUGGAAAUAUUGCACUGAAAAAGUCACAUAGUUAUUAUGAUCAAAUACAGGGACAGCUGUACAUAAGCAAAAGAGAAGUUUGUUAUUUUGUAGUUUUUACUCUGAAGGAUCUUUUUGUACAGAAAAUUCAUCUAGACAAACAUUAUUGUGAAAAUUCUUUGCUGCCAAAGUUGAAAGUAUUUUUUGAGAAAUAUUACAGGCCAUUCAUAGCAUCAAAAUUAUGAGCAUACACCUGAGAUUUGUACUGCCCUAUUUGCAUAUCAAAUAUAUGAAAUGUAUUUACAUGUAUAUGUAUUAUAUGAUAUGAUGAUGUUGAUUUGUCUAUGUCUUGUGGGCAAGAUACAAACAGAACUGAAGCUACAAGAUUUUGAAGUUUGAUAUAUUUGAUCAUUUAUUAUAACCUUGCUGUAAUUUUUUUUCUAUGCCAUGCAGACCAUUAAGGGGUUGUUUUUUUUCUGUUAAGAAACACAAGUGAAUUUGUUCAUAUGUUUUUAUGCUUGUGAAAUCUUUGUUCAGAAAAUUUUUAGACACAUUUUUGUAGACAAAAACUGUUGUUGAAGUUAAAGAUUAAUGCAUUUUUAAAGGAAUUUUUUUCUUAUGAUAUAAAUACAACUGAUGUGUACAUUUUUUUUCUUCUGAUUUUCAAUUUGAACCAUAUUGUAGCUAGCUUUGCCCAUUCUCUGAUUUGGUAAUUGUAAUCAAAAUGACAUUUACAUUAAAUCAAAUAUUCUAAGUAUAUAUACUCAUGUUUAACAUGGCUAAAUUAGGUGAAUAAUUUGGAAUAUAUGCCUCAGAACUGAAGUUUUUUUGGACUGAUAGAAUAUUGAAUAUAUCAUGUGCAUCAUGUUUGCUAUUAAAUGAACAACUGUAUGCAGCUAA